Molecule: messenger RNA, 189 nt
Organism: Caenorhabditis elegans
Lineage: Eukaryota; Metazoa; Nematoda; Chromadorea; Rhabditida; Rhabditidae
Gene: Y22D7AL.1
Product: COX3 domain-containing protein
Exons: 1
Coding region: 1-189 (62 amino acids)
Source: RefSeq, marked reviewed
AUGCCAACCCCAACCGAAUCAUCCUCAACUCUUCGCAAGACCCUCUGGUGGUUCUUCAUCUUCUAUGUCCUGCUCAAGAUCGUCGUCAUCGUCUUCAUCAUCGGUUACUACUCGAAAUAUGGUGUCGCCGACAAAAACUCGACCAUCAUCGUCUUCGGCCUCGGUGGACUCCACGGAAUUCAUGGAUGA